Phyllopteryx taeniolatus (common seadragon) is the source of this 1387-nucleotide messenger RNA. Its product is annotated as zinc finger protein OZF-like. The transcript is spliced from 4 exons. The coding region runs from base 1 to 1167 and encodes 388 amino acids. Gene Ontology annotation, biological process: regulation of transcription by RNA polymerase II. Gene Ontology annotation, molecular function: DNA-binding transcription factor activity; RNA polymerase II cis-regulatory region sequence-specific DNA binding. Lineage: Eukaryota; Metazoa; Chordata; Actinopteri; Syngnathiformes; Syngnathidae. The record is from RefSeq and is a predicted model, not a curated record.
AUGGCAGAUGUCCACUGGUGGCAGAGCAGACGAUUCUUACCUUUCGCUGGCAAACUCACUCGAACAGCAUCACAAUUAAGUGUAAAACAAGAGUUCGAGGAGGAACUUUGUGGAACAAACGAGGAGAAAGAGCGACGACCUCUACUGGACGCUGUUUUCAAAAAGCCUCAAGAUGGGUUACACAGAGCAGACAUCAGUGAAGAUCUUCAUUCCGAGAAGCAGGAGUGGCGCUCCAGGGUGGAGCAGCAGGAGCCACAGCGUAGCCACAUUAAAGAGGAAGAGGAGGAGGCUGACGUCACCAAGUUGCCGUUCACUUGUGUCAUUGUGAAGAUUGAAGACGAAGACGAGUGUGAUGAAGAGCAAUGUGGAGGAUCACAAGCAGACAGCCUCUUGGCUCCUCUAUCAGACAGUGACGACAUAACGUCACACUCUCCUGACGAUGAUGACGAUGACGAGGAUAAUGAUGAGGAUGAUGAACACCCUAGAGGUGAUAUGACAUGUCACACUGACAACAAACAUGUGAAAUGUUAUCAGUGUGGCAAAACCUUUUUCAACAAGUCAUCGUUGAAAAGACACAGGAGAACGCACACUGGAGACAAACCGUUAAGUUACUCAGAUUGUGGUAAAAGAUUUGCUGAGAAGGCUGUGGGUAAACCUUUUGCCUGCUCAGUUUGCCCCUUAAGUUUCCGCAGGCGUUGCAAUUUAAUUACACACACAAGAACACACACCGGAGAGAAACCUUUUGCCUGCCUGGUUUGUUCAAAAAGAUUUGCACGUAAAGGACCUUUGAACGUUCACAUGAGAACGCACACCGGCGAGAAACCUUUCGCCUGCUCACUUUGCAGUAAAAGAUUUGCUCGUAAGGCACAUCUGAACAUACACACAAAAACACACACAGGAGAAAAACCUUUUGCCUGCUCAGUCUGCAACUUAAAUUUCAGUGAACGUUCAGGAUUGGUGCUACACAUGAGAACACACACUGGGGAGAAGCCCUAUUCCUGCUCAGUUUGUGGAAAAAGAUUCGCUCAAAGUCGCAAUUUGACGACACACAGAAGAACGCACACUGGGGAGAAGCCAUUUAGUUGCAGUGUGUGUGAUGAACAAUUCUCUUAUAAGUAUCAGAUGGUCAAACAUAAGUGUGCUGGUAAGAAGAGCAGUGGUCAAUGAAGCUGUAGAACUUUAAGUGAAUUGCGACAAAAGACCAUGGACUAUCAAGCUCAGAAAGUUUUAAGUAUUUACGGUAAGAUGGAAACCCUGCAUAUUUGUGUUUCGGCAUUUGCCUAUUCGCAUAUUUCUUUGCAGCCUAUAAUCCUUUAUUUGUUGAAAAACUCACCUGUUCAAUGUUUUGUGCUCAGGCCAUACCAAUAAAAGCAUUUAUUUGGUGCCA